Messenger RNA from Anoplophora glabripennis (Asian longhorned beetle), 878 nucleotides. RefSeq lists its product as uncharacterized. NCBI's taxonomy places the organism in Eukaryota, Metazoa, Arthropoda, Insecta, Coleoptera, Cerambycidae. The transcript has 4 exons. The coding region runs from base 123 to 629 and encodes 168 amino acids. The record is from RefSeq and is a predicted model, not a curated record.
CCGCGCCGUGCCGGCCGCUGAGAGUGAAGAGAGUGGUGUGUUGUGGAUGAUAUCUUUGGGAAUUUACUAGUUCUUUUUGUUUACUGUAAACCUACGGCCAAGUGGAUAAAGACCGUCUCAGAAUGGACAACAAAAGUUACGUCCCAGAUAACAUCCCUGCAGAUCUCGACAAGAGUUGGCACAUCCCCAGACCCACACUAGCUCGUAGCUCGAAAAGUUCGCAAGGUUCUACUUCUAGUAAUAAUAGUACACAGAGUGCAAAAUCAGGGUCGCUGUUACUCACAGCUGCAAAUUUGGCUCAGAUCCAUCAUCAAGAGUCAGCAAGCGAAGAUGCAAUUAGCACAAGAAACCAAAACAUACAAUACUACCUCCAACAGACAGGCAAUGAUGAUCUCCUAGUACUACCAACGAUUAAUACAAAGAAGCCAGAACCUGACAACGUAUCGAUAGCGAGUUCCAUGCAUUUCACAGUCGUCAAUGUGAACACGAGGCAGAAACCUCCACAGAGAAGUUUCUGUAGAAAACACCAGUUAACCAUUUUAGUCCUUUCUAUGUCUGCCUUAUUCACAAUAGGAAUACUGACUGCAAUUUUUCUAUUAGAAAUGAGAGCCAAAAACCAAAGGUACUGAUCGUUGUUAAUUAUAGGAAUACAACUAAAUGUACCACAGGAGGCAUUAACUAUACCCUAAAUAGGAAAUAUUAUUUAUAAAUUUAUUUAAUUAGCUUAUUAUAAUUAAGGCAAUCAAUACAAAUUGGACCAAAAUUGAGGUUGUUCUUAGUGUUAAGACUAUUUGUAAUUAUUUUAAUUUUAUAUGUACUGUGAUAUGUAAACAAUCAUUAUGUAUAGUAUUUAUGUAUUUUUAUGAUUUCUGUGGUCC